AUGAGGGAGGCCGGGAUCAUGCUGAUCAGCACCGCACUAACGUGCGUCGUUAUCGGCAAUGCGUACUAUCAGAGAAAACAGUUCUAUCCCACCGUCGUUCACAUAACCAAAUCCAAUCCGAGCAUGACCGUGAUCUACACGCAAGGAUUCAUACUUGCGUUCAUGAUAAACGCUUUCCUGCGAAAGAUUUUUUUCGGCACUCUGCGCGCUGCCGAGCUCGAGCAUUUGGUAGAAAAGGUCUGGUACGCUGUGACGGAAACUUGUCUGGCGUUUACAGUGUUCAGAGAUGACUUCAGCCCUAAGUUUAUAGCGUUAUUUACUCUCCUCUUGUUCCUAAAGUCGUUCCACUGGCUUGCAGAAGACCGUGUUGAUUAUAUGGAAAGAAGUCCAGUAAUAACAUGGUUAUUCCAUCUCAGAGUCGCUACUUUACUAAGUCUUUUGUUUGCCAUCAAUCUAACGAUGAUAAAUUAUGCCUAUAAUACAACAGCCACUAAAGGCCCCUCCGUACAACUCGUGUUUGGCUUUGAGUAUGCAAUUUUGCUGACUGUUGUCUUUAAUAUCACCGUAAAAUAUAUUUUGCAUACCAUUGAUUUGCAAAGUGAAACUCCAUGGGAUAACAAACCAGUGUUCCUGCUGUAUACAGAAUUGAUUAUUGGCAUAUUAAAGGUUUUCCUUUAUGUUGCCUUUGUAACUUUAAUGAUAAAGUUAUUUACGUUGCCCUUAUUUGCAUUGCGCCCUAUGUAUUAUACAAUGAGAGACUUCAAGAAAGCGUUCCAUGAUAUUGUAAUGUCUCGACGAGCUAUCAGAAACAUGAACACUCUUUAUCCAGAUGCAACAGCCGAGGAAUUAGCUGCUGCUGAUAAUGUUUGCAUUAUAUGUCGAGAGGAGAUGGUCACAGCUAGCAAAAAAUUGCCUUGUAAUCACAUCUUCCAUACCGCAUGUUUGCGUUCUUGGUUUCAACGUCAGCAGACGUGCCCGACGUGUCGAUUGAACAUUUUGAGGCCUACACCGAAUAAUACACCACCUAGACAGCAAAAUCCUCCCCAGCCUGGACCACAGGUGCCUCCACAACCUCCACAAGCACCUGGUGUCAACCCAAUCGGACCACCCUUUCAUUUCCCAGUAUUUUGGGCUGGAUUACCAGCUCCAGGUAUGCCACCACAACAGCAACAACAGCAGCAACAGCAACCGCAACAACAGCAACAACAGCAAUCUCAAAAUAAUGCUGGAAGUAGUUCCCCACCUCAAAAUCCAGUUCCACCUACUGGAAAUAUUCCGCUUUUCCCACCACUGUUUCCUGCAAUAGUACCAUUGCCACCUAUUCCCGUACCGCCACCAAAUUUAAUCGAAUUAAGUGAAGAAGAACUUAGAGCGAUGGAAGGUAAUUUGCGGCAGGCUGUUGAAGCCAGGAUACAAACGUUGCAAAGAAUUCAACUUUUGUUAGAUGCAGCCAACGCAAUGAUGAAUCAAUAUCAAACGGCAGCUGCUACCGCUAACAUUCCUGUAAACAAUAAUUCUACAAGCAAUAACGACAGUACAUCAGAUAUGUCCCCGAUGGAAAAACCAGGGCCAAGCGGUACGACAAGCACAAAUGCCGGAGGCAGUAGCGAUAGUUCUCAAGGCAAAGUAGAAAAUGCUCCUACUCCGACAACGUCGAAAGAAAAUACUUCUGCUCCGAGUUUAUUGAAGGAGGACGCGUCAACAAGUAACGAUACGAUCGAUUCAUCUAGGACUGAAUCUUCGAGCGAACAGGAAAUGCUGCGCAGACGUAGGUUACAAAAAUUUUCACCACCAACAGAAUAAAUAAAAACAAAAACUGUGUGAUAACUUAUGUAACAUAAUAGUUUUUAAACUUGGUUUAUUAUCGGCCUCAAUUAACAUGAGUGGUCAAUAAUUGAGGACUAUAAAAGCUAAAGUUUGGAUUUCGUGAUCGAUACGAGAGAGACAGCCUUGUUGAAUGAUCUCAUUCGAUCAGUGAUUAGUUAAUGGAAUUUUAAAAGAUAGAACUUUUGUAAGGAGAUCUCUAGCGAUUAUCAAAUCCAGGAUUUAGUAAAAACCGAGACUGAAAGUUUGAGACUCAAAUUACAAAACUAAAGGUUACACUACCAACAAAUCAUAAUCACAUGAAAGAAUGAUUUUACAAGAAUAACUAUUUUUUUUUUGUUUUUUUGUAAAUUAUUAUCAAAGUAUGGAGUGCAAGAAAUUAAUUUUAUUGGCGUUAUCAUUUUCAGAUUUAUUAACAUAUUUAUCUGUAUAUAAUUACAAAUUUUCUUGCUUCUCUACAUAAUCUUUAUAACUGUGCGAGAAAUUAUAUAAGUGUCACUACGUGACACUUUAAAAAUUAAUUUGAUAUGCAUAAAAAUGUAUUUGAGUAUCUUUAUCCAUAAGCUUUAAUGGAAAUUUCUUAUGUACAUUUAUAAUUAUAUUAUUAUGUAAAUAUGC
Messenger RNA from Monomorium pharaonis (pharaoh ant), 2442 nucleotides. It is a transcript of the gene sip3, whose product is annotated as E3 ubiquitin-protein ligase synoviolin A. The record is from RefSeq and is a predicted model, not a curated record. Gene Ontology annotation, cellular component: cytoplasm. The coding region runs from base 1 to 1803 and encodes 600 amino acids. The transcript is spliced from 8 exons. Lineage: Eukaryota; Metazoa; Arthropoda; Insecta; Hymenoptera; Formicidae.